This is a messenger RNA of Aplosporella prunicola CBS 121167, 1016 nucleotides long. RefSeq lists its product as uncharacterized. Lineage: Eukaryota; Fungi; Ascomycota; Dothideomycetes; Botryosphaeriales; Aplosporellaceae. The transcript has a single exon. Bases 218 to 835 code for a protein of 205 amino acids. The record is from RefSeq and is a predicted model, not a curated record.
UCGUCGCUUUUCUGCACGCCUCCUGGACCCGGUAAAUCGCUCUGCAGAUCCGGUGCCGCCGUCGACCCCUCCCAUGAACCUUUGCUCAUUCCAUCCUCUCAGCCGGCGCCAGGCCGUGUCACCGCACCGGCUGGAAGCAGCAGCAAAUGGCCAUUCUGAGCGCCGUCACAAUGGCCGAGCUAUGUAGCAGCGGCCUGGGCUACGGUGCGUAGGUACGAUGAUCCAGAAAACCCCGCGCAACAUCACUGGGUACAUAGGUACCGCCGCCAGUCUGUCAGGCUUCUGUCCUCCUUCACGCCGCCGGAAUGCAUGCGUGAGGAGCGCGGUCGCACAGCCUGCCUCGCACUGCGUGCCGCGCGCGCGGCCAGCUUUAUUUGCCUCAUCACUCAUAUCGUCAGCGGCAGCGGCGGUAUCAUCUGCCCUCGCUCUUUUAGGCCGGGGCGAGGCAGGUCGCGCGCUGGCGAGCGGGCCCGGCUGUCUGGUUGCCAGGCUGGUGAUGCUGUACGAUGCGAUGGCGCCGGCGUCGCUGUCUCGUGGCGUCGAGGCGCGGGCUGCGCUGACUGGUUGCGAGGAGGAGGCUGGACGUUGCUCCGGCGCGCGGUUUGCAUGUGCUAGGUAUGUACUACACCUUCUCUGCUCUCUGAGCAGCGCUGAUUGUUUUCUUUUUCUGCUUCUCGAGAUUUUCUUUUCCUUUCUUUUCCGUCCUCUUCUCUUCUCUGUGCUGCCAUUGCAGCGCACAUCUCCGUCCGUAUCAGCCAGACGCGCUUUCCGCUCCAAUUCACCCCAUCCACCCUGCUGCGCGCGCGAUUUACCCCCUGCUGACAGUGCGAGCUGAUGAGCGACAUUCCUACCGACCUCGCUAGCUAGCUCUAUACAGCAACCCGAGCACGCAUACCAUCAGCAUGCCCUCGUCAUCGUCAACACCGUAUCCGCCAGCGCGGAUGAUCGCCCGCCAGAAUUACGCGCACCACCUCCGCAGUAAGACGCGGAAGAGGGGCGCGCCAAUCGCUACGGUC